CGAGAGGUAGGGGUACACAAGAAAAUGUUAUAAGCGAAAAUAAAAGCAAGAAAGAAGGCAAGGUCCCCGCGAGUGGCGAAGCUUUAAAGACGAGAGGGUAGUUUUUUUGCAGUCUGUGUAGGUGCUUCGUGGAGCGAGCGUCGUAGCAAAGGCUCUUUAAGGAGAAUUGAGAAAAAAGAAGAAGAAGAAAAAGAAGGAUGUGGGAUGAUGAACCAGCUCCGUGGGAUCUUGAUGAACCAGCUGCCGAAGAAACAGAAGCCCAAGAAGGGGCCCCGGAAGGGGCAGCUGAAGGGGCUGAACCCGGUGAAUUACCAAAAGUAAAACUUGAGAAGAUCGAACCUCCAAAGUACAAUCAUCACUGGGUGCGCCCAUUAUUUCUCAAUUAUGCCUAUCUUUACGAUUACAGGAAGAAUUAUUACGACGACGUAAUCGAUUAUCUCGAUCAAAGACAAAAGGGUUUGUAUCGUGAGCCUCCAAGGGCACAGGAAUGGGCAGAAAGGGCUAUGAGGACGUACGAUCAGAAGAAUAUUGAUAAGAGUAUUAAGAGAUCCGCCGAUAUGAAGUACAUCACUAAAAUGGAAGUUAAGCCAAGACAUUAUAGUUACCAUACGCGAGCAUAUUAUAGUUUGAAGUAUCAGAGAAUUCUUUGAAUUAUCAUUUUCGACGGAGAAAGAUCGACGAAGAUCGAUGGAUUAACGAUCUUAUUAUGUUCUUCGUCGAUAUUGCUAUUAUCGAUAAUGCCAGUGAUAAGCUGUUAAUCCUUUUUUUAAUCGGCUUACCUAUACGUCGUAAAAUGAAUAUUCAUCUUAUAAAUGAGAAUAUUGUAUUUUAAAAAUAAAUCGUAGUCGUUGUAGAUAUUUAUUUUAGAUCUUUCAUUAAACGGAGGAAAAAGAUUACGGUUUACCUCUGGCUAAAUUCAUCUAUCGAAUAGCACUUACCGUCUAAUUUUAUCGAUAAUUUCAUUUCUAGAUAAAUUCGAUUCGAUUUCAUACCCGAUUCAUUUAUCUUCGUAGAUAUAUAUUUUUCAUAAAUAGGGACUGACAUUCGCAUAAAACAUCGAUAUCUUAUUCCAUCAGCAAAUCAAUCGUCAUAAAUCUAAACGCGUAUUCGUUUUAUUUGUUUCGUUUGAUUAUUUAUUUGUCAACAAUUUUAUGAUAUAGCUGUGACGUGCUCGUGUACUAUGCCUAUUGUAUAUGUAUUACCGCUAUAAAUCGGUAUUAUAGAAUACACGUGCACUUUUAAUUAACGAAAUUCAUAAAUUACUUUUCAUUCCCAUUUUUCAUCCCCCUCGAGUUUUAAAUAUUAUAUACUUUUAGCGAAGUAAGUAUCAUCGUAGAUGCGCGCAUAAUGCAGGAAUUUAGGUACGAACGGAAAUGGUUCUCGUUGUUACACGAUGGAAUCAAUUACAUCAGAAAAUAAUAAUAAUUUUACUUUUUAUUGUAAAUAUGUAUUCGCAUCAAUAUACGUAACGUAGUCAUUUUAUAUUCAGCAAUUUCCACAUUAAUAGUGUAUAUGUAUAUAUGCAUGUAUAUAUGUAUAUACAGAUUCAAUUAAAAUACACGUUUAAAAAGGGUCAAAUCGAACAACAAAUUCGAUCCAAUCGCGAUGACGAACAAAGUUUUUUAAAAGGAGACGCUCUUCUUCCGUUUCAGAAACUUUCUUUUUAUCGGUUGCAUGGCAAGAACAUCUAAUGGGUCUUCGACAAAUUCAUUAGCAUCGGCUAAAGAGUUAAAUCGAGCUCUUCCUUUGAAAGCUCGAGGCGUUGAUAUUUCCGGAUCUACGUUUUGCAUUCUUGCCCACUGUAAUAUAAUUUGCGGUUUGGCUUUAGAUUUUUCUGGAACGAGUUCCAUAUUGGCCAAUUUCCGUGAUCUAUCGAGUUUCUGUGUUAGAGUUAUGUUGUCUUGAUCGUCUUCGUUAUUAUCGAAUUUAGUUGCGUGUCUUUGGAAAGCAUUGUCGGCGGCUUCUAAGGUGUUCUUGGCCUUCUCAAUUUCGGCGUUCAAAUCGAUUACGUCGAAAAUACGGUCCUGAAAGUAAACGAAUUUGUGAAUGUUAAGAAAAUGAAUCGAUCGUAGAUGUAUAUGGUCGUAGAUCACUGGAAAUUCUUCGAAAAUUCCAGCCUAUAAGAACGAUUUAAAAGUGCAUAUACGUAGAUAAUAAAUCCGCUCGUUUUGCACGCAUUAAGAGGGUAUUUUGGUUUACAGGAUCAAAAAAAUCUAUCUCAACUGUUGAAAAAUUUCUGAAAUAUAUUUUUAAAAUAUGAAAGGACGAAAUUUGACAAAUAGAUCCCGUUUUAUGAAUGCCUAAAGUAGAAGUGAUAUAAAAAUAGAAAAGUACGUAAAAAUCCAUAAGUUCCAUGUAUUUAUACAACAAUCUAUUCGUAUAUUUUUUUUUCUUUUUAUAUUCAGACUAAUUAUUUUUGUUUCGUAUGACUGAUAAAAGGUGGGCGUUCUAUGUUUAUUAUCACUACAUUGCAACUGUACGAAAUCAAUGAUUAUUUUUUUUGUUUAAAUUAUGUUUUCCUUUCCGAGAUGUCGGAUAAGAAUAGAAAAAGAUUAAUCAUCAGAAAAAAUACUUUUUAAUGCAACAUCUGAAAGUGAGUGGCGAUUGAUAUUUUCUAAGUACUGCAAAAUAAGUAGAUUCUUUAAAAAAGUCGUUUAAUGAAAUGAAAUAUUAAAAAGUAAGUACGUAGAAUUGAAAGUAGAAAUUAAAAAAAAAAAAAAAAAGAAAAAAAAGGAAUAAAAUAAAUUCCUAGUUAUCGUGAAAAAAAUUAUUGUCCGAACCAGAGUACCCUCUCAAAAGAAGUGAACCUGCAUGUCUCUUCUCUUGCGUCUCAAUUCGGCCAAAUCUUCCUCGAAGGCAGCCGCGGCACGUUCUUUGUACCGGCGUUGAUUCAAAACGAAAUCAUCUUCGAAAUCGUCCUCCGGAUAUGCUCGGCCACGUCCGUCGUAAAUAAAGUCCAGAUCGUCGUAAUAAUCUCCACGAUUUCCCGAUAAGUUUCGGGAGCCUGAAAUGUUAGUGGGAAGGUGUUAGCUAGUAAUAAGGAUAAAAUGCUAAAUGAAGUUAAAUACCUGUAAAAUGCGUUACAUUACACAACCAGGAUGACUCAUGUAAAGUGUUACAACGACCUUAUUUUUAUUUUUGUUAAAUAAGAGGAUAUUUCAAAACGGUAUUAUUAGGUUUAGUAAGAAUUAUUGAAGUAAGAAAUAAUUUAUAUUUCACUCCAUUUAAUGACGUAAGUUAAUAAUGCGGAGAAAAUUAAUUUUAAGUAGAUAUAUUUAACUGUUGCGAUGAAAACAGUUCGUAACGUUUUACGUUGGCCAUCCUGUAUACAUUGAUAUCUAUUUUUGUGUAUCGUUAAACGAGUCAAGAUUAUAUCUUGGUUGUAUUUAGUAACAGCUAACAUCCAAUCCUGCUAUUAGAUUUUAUUACGUCGUUACAUAUAUUAUUCCGCAAGUAAAAAUUGAAUUUUAUUAGAGUAACAUGCAAGAAAAAAAAGGAGUAUUGUAUGUACAUGCGUGAGAAAUACAAAUUGCAAAGCGUAACAAGAUAAUUCAACAGUAAAGACAACACGAUAUCAAUAAAGGUAGUACAUGAUGUUUCUCAAGUUUUACAACAAAAUUUAUUGGUAAACGAGAAAGAAAGAAGAUAUAUACAGUAGCGUGCAGACAUAGAAGUAAUUUCUUUCUUAACGUUUAAUCCUUACAAGAACACUUACUAUGUACUGCAAUGUAUUUUAAGGUACAUACAUAUAUAGUCGAUUUAAUAGUCUUUUUUUUUUUUACGUAGAAGUGUAUUCCCGCAGAAACAAUAAAAUUUCGUGAAGUAUUACUUAAAUAGAACGAAGAAUAUGAGGAUGGUGGUCACAAUGAUCUUUCGGUGACGUAAUAAAGUCAUAGUUUUUUUGUUAUAGAUAACUCGUGAUUGGCUAUAGAGCACAAUCCUUUUACUCAUAGUCACUUAAUUAAUAGAAAUACAAUUAAACCGUCCUUUCGUUUCGGAUAAGUCGAACGAUUGAAAUGAAUGAAAAAGAAAAUAAGAAAACUACUACCUGUAUCCUGUAAAUUAUUUAAAGAAGUGAAAUAAUAAAAGGUAUCAAUUAAUAUGGUCUCAUUUAAGACGAUUUUAAGCAAUGUGCAAUAAAGAAAA
This is a messenger RNA of Vespula vulgaris, 4146 nucleotides long. It is a transcript of the gene fln, whose product is annotated as flightin. The record is from RefSeq and is a predicted model, not a curated record. The transcript is spliced from 3 exons. Bases 198 to 650 code for a protein of 150 amino acids. NCBI's taxonomy places the organism in Eukaryota, Metazoa, Arthropoda, Insecta, Hymenoptera, Vespidae.